UGGUGCAUAUGGAGAGUAUAAUACAAGCCCUUCCAGGAUGGGAGCUCUUUGACGGCACCUUGCGGGAAACCUUCCAGGGUAUCCGCUCCGAGGCCGGUGAAGAGAUGGUCCUGAAGCAAAACGUGUUCGUGGAACAGCUCCUCCCUUUCGCCGUCAUCCGGAAGCUGCGGGUAGAGGAGAUGGAUGCCUACCGCCAGCCCUUCAAGAACCCCGGGGAGGACCGGCGUCCGACCCUGACAUGGCCUCGCGAGAUUCCCAUCUUGGGUGAUGGCCCGGACGAAAUGAUCGUCAGAGCUACGGCCUACAACGCCUUCCUCAAUGACUCGGCGGAUCUACCCAAACUGUGCAUCCUGGCCACUCCUGGAUUCUUCAGUGACUGGAUCGAGAGGACCACCGGAGAAUGGCCGAACCAGAAGAAGGUCAGGUGCGAGGGCCACCAUUUCCUCCAAGAAGACUCUCCCAUCCAGAUAGGGGAUCACAUCAAGGAAUUCUUAUCAGAAAUUUAUAAAUAGACUUAUCUUGGAAAUGAAUUAUAGAGUGUAGUAAACUUAGAUACAUCCCCCAGAAAAAUCUGUGUAAGAUUUAUAUCAUACAUUGCUUGAAAACGCUACCGCCACACCAAUGAUACCGACUCAAGACCGACUAAAGGCUAAAUUACGUUAUUUCCAAUGGCAUACCAUAGGUCGGUUUGUAGUCGGCUUCGUUGGUGUGACUGUACAGCAUGAAACAAUUUUUGAAGUUUGUCCAAUCUAAUAAAGGACUAUGUAGAUGUCGCCUCAUAUAGCCUUUUAUCGUUCAUAGUGGCGACAAAUAUGCAGGUAUAUCACCGACUUCUGGAACUCUGAACCAGGAUACAAGCUAUAUAUACAAAUAAUUUCCUCUGUAUAAAGUGUUCAGCCAGCUAGAUGUCAUGCGAGCUUCGAAUGCAUAUAUUGAGCUUAAUUAAACAUGCUAAACACAUGGCAUGACGCAAACACAUUACCUUUCAUUUGAUAGUAAAUCAAUCCAUCCUCUUUUCGUAUACCUUCGGAGACGUAAUUAAAUUUAAAUUUAGAUACACCUAGAACAAAACUUCUUGUGGAACGGGAUUGAUCAUUCCAAGUCAAAUCAAUAAAGAAUCCUAUAGUCACUGUGCAAAGCAAUGUCGUGAGAAUCUAGUUCAUCGGGGCUGGUGACUCUUCCUAAGUCGAAUCCCUUUGGGACCACAGAUAUCUUUUCGAUUAUGGCAAAUUAUACAGAAGAUAUGGAAAAUGCUGUCAACACAUUUUUUUUAUAUUCUAGUCUCAAACAUUGCUUAAGAUUCGGCGAUUAUUCGACUUAUUGAAAGUCGACUUAGACAUGUUAGACAGAAUCUGUUGUAAUUUUAACAUAUAUGAACUAAACAUGCUAAAUCCGAAAUGGAAUUUAUGGAGGCAUUUUCUAGUAGAUAUUCCAAAGAACUUUCUCCAUUAAUAUAUUUGAUUCCCUAUCUACAAGGUUAUAAUAUCUCGUCUUUAUUUUUUGAAAGUGCCUAUCACACAAAUCGGUACUAUGUAAGUGUAAGCCACAUAUGAUAUUGAUUUGAACAAGAGACUAAGGUAUUGAUGACAUCGUUCAUUUGGAAAGAGAGGAGAAAGACUUACACGCAAUUCAGUGAAAACAAUAAUCAAUAUCGGAUGUAAAUUCAAAGUUCUUAGUUUAAUUUUGAAAGAAUGGUUUGUAGAAGCCUUGUCGAUGCAAGUUUGGUAUAAAGUGUAAUAUAUUUGUGUUUUUAAUUGCAAAAUAUGAAAUAUUAUAUUGUCGAUCCCGAAUAUUUGAUUCUGAAUAGCAUCAGAGAUAAGAAUCAACUCGAUUCUGAGUCAGAACGAUGUAUUUUCCUUUUUACUUUGACUUGUAUCUACUCAAAUAUCAAGUGAUCAUUCCUAGUCAAAUUCAUUUUUUCUAGUCGUUUUACCGCUGCAAGAAAGAUCUGACACAUGCACCAGCUAAUGCUAUUCUGAGUCAAGUUUGACCCACUGAUAUAAAUGUGUGGAACUUAUCCAAAGUGCUGGGUUUGUAAUUUGUAGAAUACUAGUGUAUAUUUUUGUACAUUUUCGAGCUUAUUUUUACGAUGAGGUACAUUUUAAUAAGACAUAAACAAAUUUUCUAUCCAAACACAAAUAUAGGCCUAUAUCAUAAAGAAUCUAUUCACUGCCAAUCA
Molecule: messenger RNA, 2179 nt
Organism: Lytechinus pictus (painted urchin)
Lineage: Eukaryota; Metazoa; Echinodermata; Echinoidea; Temnopleuroida; Toxopneustidae
Product: coelenterazine h 2-monooxygenase-like
Exons: 1
Coding region: 9-512 (167 amino acids)
Source: RefSeq, a predicted model, not a curated record